AUGCGCCGGUGCUGCCGGCCGUGCGGGGGGGAGAAAGGGGCGGGUCCUGAGGGCGAGGGCGCUGUCCCCGGGCGGGCGGGGCCGCGCACCAGCCCAGUCGGUGCCUCCCCCCCGGCGGCCGCGUCCCGCCCCUCGGGCCGGCGGGGCGCUGAGCGGUGUCUGUGUGCGCAGGUGAGCCCGGUGCGGAUGCGGCGGCCGGGCGAGGCGCAGCGCCGAGGUCCCCGGCAGGUGCCGGAGAACGAGCCUGGGGCGGGAGACAUGGAGUCCGGCGGGGAUCUGCCGGCGGAUCGGCCCUCGGCCCUUCGGAGUGGGAUGGAGGAACCUGAGAAGGAGGCAGAUGAUGAGGGAGGGAAGGCUGCCUGGCAGCAGAGCCUGAAUCCCGAGCUGCAGCAGGGGUACCGCAUCCUGCGCGAGUUCCUGCUGGAGAAGUACCGGCCUCUGACGGCGCCGUUCCUGAAGCCCCUCGCGGAUCAGGCAUUUUUCGGGGAAGAAGGCUCUGGCUCCCUCUUGGGCCGUAAGAGCAGCCAGUCCUUGCAGCAGUUGCCCGCUGAAAUAUGGCUAUUGAAAAUGGAAGAGAAAUUUUCCAGUGGGCAGUACACAGGGAUAGCAGAUUUCGUGUGUGACUUCCGGCUCAUGCUGGAGACUUGCUAUCGGCUGCACGGUGUGGAUCACUGGCUCUCCAAACAGGCCCAGAAGCUGGAGAUGAUGUUGGAACAGAAGUUGGCUCUGCUAUCCCGGCAUUUAAGAGAGAAAACAUCAUUAGCUGUAACAUCUAGAGGAUGCUAUGGGCAGGAGGAUGAAAAAACAACAGCAUGCAUUUCUACAAGACGUCGUUCAACGCCUCGCAAUUUAGUAGGUUUGUCAACAGGCAUGUUUGAGUCUGUGAUGGUUCAAGUUCUAAGACAAGAGGAGCAACUGAGAGCAAAAGAGGAAAAGAGGCAGAGAGAUCAAGAAAGAAAAGAAGCUGAAGAAGCUAGUCAGAAAGAAAUAGAAGAAUGGGAAAAAUCACUUUUAGCUCAAGCAGCACCUACAAGGAUGGAGACAAUGUGGGAGAUUCCAGCUAUUGGUCACUUUCUUUGCUUGGCCCAACAUAUUUUAAAUUUACCUGAAAUAGUAUUCUAUGAAUUGGAACGUUGUCUUCUGAUGCCUCAGUGUAAUGUUUUUUUAUCUAAAAUAAUGACUUCUUUGUUAAGUCCUCCUCAUCGCAGACCUACAUUACAUCGCAGGCCUACAUUUUCCUACAGGACUUGGGAAGCAGCGCUCAGGAAGAAAGUGCAACACUGGUAUACUGUUGUGGGGCAGACUGACAAUCCUAAUGGUGCUGCAGAAAAACUUGGAUUGUGUCCCCAGUUUUUCAAAGUUCUCGGAGAAGUUAAUCCCUUGGAGGAAAAACCAUUUCAUGAGCUGCCAUUCUAUCAAAAAGUAUGGCUGCUAAAAGGUCUCUGUGACUUCGUAUAUGAAACACAAAAGGAUGUUCAGGAUGCAGUGCUAGGUCAACCUAUCCAUGAGUGCAGAGAAGUAAUUCUUGGUUAUGACUGCUUGGAAAAUGCUUAUGUUCACUUUCCACAGUUCUGUGGUGCAGAUGUUCGAAUUUACAAACAAAAACCUUUUCGGGCUCCUGAAUUCCCAUCUCUUCCCAUCAAAGUUAAAAAAGUGCCACGUAUUAAAUCGGAAAGAGUAAAACAUGAAUAUGGAAGCAAAAGCAAUGGGGAGGUCAGUUCUGCUGGGAGAGAGCUGCUGUGUCAUUCCAAGACAGAAGGAGAGAAAAGUAGGGACAUUGUUAUCUGUCCAGAAAAAAGAACACGUUUAGGUAGCUUUAGAGUCACUACAGAGGAAAUGAAGGUUGACUGUGAAAUAAAAGUCUCAAGAGUUUGUGACAUCAAAAAAUCUUGUUGUUAUAAAGAGAACUUAAGGAAUUUGAUGACUUCAGGAGAGAUUGUGGAUAUGGGUGGUCACCCAAGUUCAGAAGAAAUAACAGAUGUGGAGAAUGGACAAGGUUGCGCUGAAAUGGCCAGAGUAAGAUCUGAGCUGAGUCCAUUCAAGGUGAACACACUGCAAGCUUGCCAAAUGCAUAUCAAUGGCACUUAUAAUGAAAACCAAGGCAGAAAUUACCAUGAAUCUGCUGAAGAAACGGUGCUAGAGACCUUACUGCAAAAUGAUAAGAAACUAAAUAAAAUGCUGGCAAAAAAGAAGAAAAAGAAAAAAAAAAAGUUGAAGGAUAUUCUAAAUGAAAAUCUACAGAGAAAAUUUGAUGACUUGCAAAGAAAGCGUGAGAUUCAUCUUCACCCAUUCAAAUCUUAUAAGUCUGAGAUCCAGAACAAGUUGUUUUUAAUUAAAAAGAAAGCAAAACAUAAGAAGCACAAGUCCGAUCUAGAUUCUUCAAGCCCUGUGCCUUGUCCCGUAAGUGUGUUUAUUUCAGAGUCAGGAAAAAAAUCGUUAUCUAAAAAAGCAAUCACAAAGAAGAGGAAAGGUGUCAGAAAGUCUACCAUACCAGAAUUUCAGCUUAUUUGCACUAAUCUUGAUGAACUCAGGGAGUUAAUCACAAAGAUUGAGAAUGAACUCAAAGAUCUGGAGGACAUUAAAAAGAAAUCGGGAAGAUGGUUCCACCGGAAGCAAGCAGUAAAGGAAUUGCAUGGUACAUUGUUACGACUGCUUAAUGAACUGUUACCAUGGGAACCAAAGCUAAUUAAAGCAUUUCAAAGAAACAGGUCUAGAUUGAAGAAGGACUAUGAUGACUUUAAAAGACAUCCAGACCAUGAUAAAUUUACCAGAGAAUUGUGGAGUAAUGAUGAAAGUGAAGUUGAUUCUGGCAAAGAAUCUUUUGCGGUAGUAUGCGGUAAAUCAUCAGAGUCUGCAGAACAUAUAGAAGUUCCCAAAAAAGAUCUCUCAGACAAUGAUGAAAUGAAACUAUUAGAGAUGAAUUUACCUGCAGGAAAAAACAGAAUUCUGAAAAAAGAAUCAGCUUCUAAAGAGAUACAGAAGACACUGCCUAAAUGCAUUAAACGACAGUUCAAGCAAAAUAGUUGUCUGGAUCAAAGCACUAAUGAACUUUCUCCAAGGAAGAAAGUUAAACUGAGCACUAAUGAGGCUGUGGUCCAUAGUCCAGAAAGUAGCCUGCAGUUGGAUAGUUGCUUGACUGAGCUGAAACAAUUUGAAGGGUCAACUCUAGAGUUGCUUUCCUUGACAGAUCCUGCAACAUCAGUAUCAAACUUUCUGAAAGGGACCAAACCUAUCCAGGCCUUGCUUGCCAAGAAUACUGGGAACAAAGUGACCUUAACAAAUCAACUGUUGCCUCCUGCAGGCAUGAACGUAUCUACUUCUGAAAAGUCGGUUUUACCACCUUUGGAAUCAUCACUGAUCAAACCAGCAUUGCCCUGCCAGGCCAGUUCAAAGACUGCUUUACAAAUGGUAUACAAAAUGCCAAAUGGCCACUGUGUACCAAUAGAUGUUCCCAACAGCUCAGUGAAAAUUCAAAUGCAAGCUAUGAUUGACCCUAAAAAUGGAGAAAAAGUCAUGCAACAAGUUCUUAUUUUACCUAAGAAUUUUCUUCUUCAGGAGAAGGAGGAAAAAAUUGUGUCCAAGGAUAUUCAGUCACUACAACAAAAGUCAUUUGAGAUGUACUGUACAUCUUUACCAAAAAUGCCAAACGUCAGUGUUUCUUUAACACCUGUUCUGGUGACAAGCCCUGCAAAUGACACUCAGUCACCCACUACGUUUUUUAGCAAGAAUACUACCCACUCAUCACAAGUGACUGGUCCCAUGAACACUACACAACCAUUGUCUAGUGUAACUUCAGCAGAUAACUUAUCAAUAAUUAAGAUGAAGACAUUGAAGUUCUGAGUUCUCAUAGCAACAUGGAGGAACUGGGAAUAGAAUCCAUGGUCCCCUGACUCCUUCCAGCAUCCCAUCCAUAACUAAAGAGUUUCCUGCUGAGUCCAAAUUUCAUUGAAGACUGGUCUGUCAGAGAAGCUGUGGGACAAUGAGUGGAUGGCUGGAACAUGCUGCAGUGACAGAACCAGAUUCGCAAGACAACUGGACAGAACUGUCACUUCAAAGCUGUGGCAACAUGCUGAUGUUAAAGCAAAUAAAAAUAUCUGCCUCCCUGCAGAGUA
Pyrgilauda ruficollis (rufous-necked snowfinch) is the source of this 4112-nucleotide messenger RNA. It is a transcript of the gene BRD10, whose product is annotated as KIAA2026 ortholog. The record is from RefSeq and is a predicted model, not a curated record. Gene Ontology annotation, molecular function: protein binding. The transcript has 11 exons. Lineage: Eukaryota; Metazoa; Chordata; Aves; Passeriformes; Passeridae. Bases 1 to 3840 code for a protein of 1279 amino acids.